GUUCCGACAGAAAAACGCCAGAGGCGCCGCCGUCGCCACGGAGACGCGCGAAAAUCAGUUGUCAUCCUCGUUUUUUGACAUCCGUUUUCAUUGGGGCCUUAUGACAAAUUUUCGUUCUACGACAAAACGACGACCAUUUCAUAACCACAGCAUCUUGUGAAUAUGACGAUUGGCGCACCUAAAUUCACUACGUUCGUUGGCAACAGGAAGAUUUGAAGAGGGAAAAAUUGGAAAUUUUUUGAAAAAGUGGAAGGCGAGAAGAGGUGGGAGAUAUUGGUUAAAGCGCGGGGCCGGAGCUAGCGAGCAAGUGAGAGAGAAGUAGAGGGGAGCACCGUUUUGGACGCUGCGCUCCUCCGGUAUCUAAUCAGCGUAAGGUUCCUGCCGCGGCAGCAGUAGCGCGCGGUCCCUCGGGAUAUUAUGUGCGCGGUGCGGUGAAUCGACUUACGUUACAAGAACGGAAGAACGAUACGCAGGAUUGAAACAGGAGCGGGAUCAGGAACGUAUUGAAAAGGAACGUACGAGGAGUCACUAAGUUGCAACGUAAACGGUCGUCAGGAUCGCUUUGAAAUUCGAUUGGAAGUAGCGGACUGAAAAGUGUGCGCCAAACGCCGCGGCGUUGUGUAGUUGUGGUGUUAACGCGCCGCGCUAAUGGACAAACAUGGCCGCUGACUCCGGAAUGGAUACGUGCCCGUCCCCAGAGAUCGCAGAUUCCCGGAAGCGGCCCCUAGACGGGGACAAUGAAAACGGGGACACGAAGAGGUCGCACUUUAGCAACAACUCAGGGGGUGAUGGAACGUACCACUUUAAAUUGUUGGUACCCAGCGUGGCGGCCGGGGCUAUUAUCGGUAAAGGAGGCGAGACUAUUGCCCAACUACAAAAGGAUACCACGGCCCGUGUUAAAAUGUCCAAAUCACAUGAUUUUUAUCCAGGAACAACAGAAAGAGUAUGUCUCAUAACAGGAUCGGCAGAGGCAAUCAUGCAAGUCCUAGAUUUCAUAAUGGACAAGAUCAGGGAAAAACCAGACCUUAAUAAACCAAUAACCGAUACCGACAAUAAGAUGCAAGAUAGGGAUAAACAGGUGAAAAUUUUAGUGCCGAACUCAACGGCGGGUAUGAUAAUAGGAAAAGCAGGAAAUUACAUCAAACUGAUCAAAGAAAAUAGUGGUUCGUACGUGCAGAUCUCUCAGAAAGCCAAAGAUGUUAGUCUUCAGGAGAGAUGUAUAACUGUGAUAGGUGAAAAAGAGGCGAAUAAAAAAGCUUGCAUGAUGAUUCUGUCGAAAGUAGUAGAUGAUCCACAAAGUGGCGCGUGCCUAAACGUUUCUUACGCUGACGUAAGCGGUCCCGUAGCGAAUUUCAACCCCACCGGCUCCCCAUUCGCUCAGAGUACAGGAAAUGCGUUCAGCGCUUCAAACGCUAGUCUGAAUAGCGGUUUGGGUACAGCCCAGAGUAUGAUGCUCAAUGGGGGACUCAAUCUCAGUCUGAAUUUGAACGCCCCAGGUCAAAACGUCGGCUCGCUCACCGCACAACUCCUCGAAAACAUCAAAAUUCAAUUGAGGACAUCGGGUUAUUCUGAACAACAAUUAAUGGAGAUUUGUGCCGCUUUAUCAGUUUUGGCUAAAUAUGGUGUUUUGGCUACGUUGGGUUUAGGCAGUGCCCAUGCUGGUGGUUUACCGAAUUAUCUUAGUUUUGCUGAUCAAGGCGGAGCAGCUAGUGCAAAUACAGGGAUGUUUGGACCGAUUGGGCAAGUUAGCAUCGGGGAAUGUUUAGGUACGACAUCGCCAACUCAAAGAGGCAAGCUCGAAUUCGAAUACGACCCGUUUAGGCAUCAAAGUAGCCAAGCUGCCGCCCCCAUUUCUCUUAACAACAACAGUUUCGGAUUAGGCACUGGUCAACAAAUGGCUGUGUUAAGUAAAAGUCCAACUCCGGCUGAAUUAAAUGGCACUAAAGAUUCGAAAAAUGUUGAAAUCGCCGAAGUUAUCGUUGGAGCUAUUUUAGGACCUGGUGGAAGAUCAUUAGUAGAAAUUCAACAAUUAAGCGGAGCCAAUAUUCAAAUUUCAAAAAAGGGGAUUUUCGCUCCAGGUACACGAAAUCGCAUAGUGACUAUCACCGGUAAUCCGAAUGCGAUAAACACAGCCCAGUAUCUGAUAGAGCAACGGAUAUCGGAGGAGGAGAUGAAAAGGGCGAGGAAUAACGCCCUCGGAUCGUUGGGCAUGCAGUGAUAGCAUCAGCAGGUACAACACUCCUCGAUGACCGUUCCCCACAAUAAUAGUUGUUUCUGUACGUCCGAUCAACUGCGCGAAUUUGUUUUCGUUUUAGCCACCGAUCAUUUGUAUACAACAUUGUCUGUGUAUAUUUAUAGCAGUUUUUAUGAACGUUGGCCUUAAAUUAAUAUAUAAUUUUCUAAGUUAUACAACACAUAUAUAUUAUGGAAGAAAGAAUGUGUAUAUGUCUAGACAAUUCGUUUCUUUUUUUUUAAUCUAAACUAGCGAAUAGAAUUUUUUAAGACGGGAUACAAACUUUGUUACCAGAAAUCAAGUCUUAUUAAUUGUAUAACCAGUUUUAUUGUUUGUUAUAUUUUAAAGGUUUAAAUCGAAUUUAUUAUUUGUUAGGGUGGUUUAUCUUAAAUCAUUAAUUGAAGCAAAACGUUUCUACAUAAAUAAAAAAAAAUCGUGCAAUACCAAAACAGAUUUAACGAUUUAUAUAAAUUUUAAUAUUUGUUACAUAUAUUUUAUCCCGCAAUUAUUAUAUUGUAUAGCGUUAAUUUUUAAUUGUAUAGUAAUCUAAUUGGGAUAUAGCGUAUAUUCACAUCGAUCUGAACGAAAAGGUACGUUUAUUAUUCGUGUUGCUGCUAAUAUCGCUUAUUCUAAAUGAAAAACACAAAAAAGAUAAGGAACUGGGCGUUCGAGGUACUGUAUCUUAUAGUAUAGGUUUUAGUUUUUCAAUAUUUUCUUUUAUUUAGAAGCUCUUGUGAUCGGGUGUAAUGUGUUCUAUAAAAAAUUCUCGUACGAAAAACAUAGGAAGGAAUAACUGAUAUGAUUUUCUAUUUUCAUUGAACGAACACUUUUACCAAUCUUUCCAACUUGUUAUAAUAAUAGGGAAAUUAGCUUGUUUUCGCAUAAAUAACUCUUUAUGAAGCAACUAUAGACGUUCAAAUUCCAUCACAACUUAACACAAAAAUCAUUUAAUUAAAAAAAAAUCUAUUCUCUUCAUUCGCAAAGAAGAUAUAUAUUAAAUAUUCUCCUCUAGUCCGAUGUCUCGUGAUACAUUAAAGUAAAUUAAAAGAGAAAGUCCAAAUUAAUCCAUUUUUUAUGUUAAAACUUGGUUAAAACGGGGUGAAAUAAAAAAUUUUUCGCCAAAUCAUUAAAUUCCAAUGAUUUUACGAAAAAUAACUAAAGGAACAGAAAUUUGUGUGCGUAUGAAAUUGCGAUUGUUGCAUUAUUUACAAGCUCUGUGAUAUCGUGAUCAGUUUGGACAAAAAUUGUAUUUGAAGUAUAUUGCAAGAAAAAAAAUACAUAAAGAAAAAUAUUAAUAAAAGGUGCAUAUAGGAGAAAAAGAAACAUUCUGCGUAUAUAUUUUUCAAUAAUCCCUUCGUUCCAUAUACAUACAUAAUAUAAAUAGCGAUACGUAGAGGGAGAGAAAAAAUAUUUGUACCUGUUAACUAAAAAAAAAAUAUUUAUGGAGAAUUUAAAUAGAUUAUAUUAAUUAAAAAAUAGAUAAGCAAAGCGAGAAUACAUUGUUAUUAAUUAAUCCCAUUAAUGAACUAAAAACGAAAAGCAAAACGUCUUAUUCUCUUUAUUAAUAAUAGCUUUCUUAAACAAUUUGCAACUAUUAAAAAUUAAAAUCACUUAAUGAGUUAAUAAUCAACGGUCAACGAAACGUUAUUUAUUGAUGUUUGAUUGUUGAUUCAUUUUCGUUUACCAUAAUAAAUAAAUAAAUAAAAUGAAAAGAAUCAGGAGAACUAUUUACACACUGAGGGCAUAAUUACAUUGUAUGUACAUAAAAGAAUAAGUAGUCAUAGAGUAGAGACUUUAUUCAUAUUAAAAAAAUAAAAACUGUUAUUCCUUCUAACGUCUACAAGAAAAUUAUACAUGGAAAGUAUAUAUGAGAAAAAAUGUGUAAACAAAAUUAUAUAUAUAUACACAUAUAAAAAAUAUUAUAUUGUUGUUAUCGCAUGUUGUUGAUAUUGUUGUUUAAAGAAAACCUUUUAAUUCGGCGACGGUAACUCGCCGUUAACCAAUCGAAAAAAUAAAAAAAAGAAAAUACGGGAUUAUUUUUAUGAAUGCAUGCGUUAACAAUGUUGUUUUAAUGAUAUUAUUUUAAUCAGUUUUAAAACAUAAUAAGGCAUUUUAGAGAAUUACUUUUUUUUAUUUGAGGAAUGAAUUUGGUUUAAUAUGAUCUGCAAAUUUAAUAAAUAUCUAAUAAAACGCAAGUUUACACAGUUUAGGA
Onthophagus taurus is the source of this 4445-nucleotide messenger RNA. RefSeq names its product RNA-binding protein Nova-1-like protein passilla (gene pasilla). Lineage: Eukaryota; Metazoa; Arthropoda; Insecta; Coleoptera; Scarabaeidae. Gene Ontology annotation, molecular function: RNA binding. The record is from RefSeq and is a predicted model, not a curated record.